This is a messenger RNA of Aureobasidium pullulans EXF-150, 1298 nucleotides long. RefSeq lists its product as uncharacterized. The coding region runs from base 6 to 1091 and encodes 361 amino acids. Gene Ontology annotation, biological process: secondary metabolic process. The record is from RefSeq and is a predicted model, not a curated record. The transcript has 2 exons. NCBI's taxonomy places the organism in Eukaryota, Fungi, Ascomycota, Dothideomycetes, Dothideales, Saccotheciaceae.
GAAGAAUGGUCAAAAUCAACACAGUCAAAGCUGCGAAUGCUGCAUUCAUCAACCGUCAACCCCUCACCGCUAUUUUCGUCGGUGCUACGGGUGGAAUUGGCGAAGCUACUGUUCGACAGCUUUGUAAGAUUCAUGGCUCUGGAGGUCCUGGCCUUAGGAUAAUUAUCGUUGGACGCAACACAAUCGCCGCUCAGAGGAUCAUCGAGGAGUGCAAGCAAGCUGGUCCCCAUGUCGAAAUAUGUUUUGUACACGCUGGCGACAUCAGUCUGCUUCGAAACGUGGACCAAGCAUGUAUCAAGGUCACCGAGAUCCUGAAGUCAUCGGAAACAGCCCAGGUAGACAUGUUGAUCAUGAGCCAAGGCAAAGUGGAAUUCGGCGGACGAAUCAAUACAAAGGAGGGGCUAGACGAAUCGUUGUCUCUACUUUACUACUCUCGCAUGCGGUUCAUCACAAAGCUCUUGCCGCAUCUUCUUUCCUCCUCUCUCCCAACUGGAGCGAAGGUUGUCUCUAUCUAUGCUGCUGGUAUGGAGACAUGGGGCAAACUCUUUCCGCAGGACCUCUCGUUGGACGAAGCUGGCCACUACAGUUUUAUGAACUGCCGCACCCAUGCGAUAGCCAUGAAGACCAUGUUCCUUGAAGAUCUUGCAAUCAGAUACCCGGGCAAACUGAGUUUGACACAUAUAUAUCCUGGUCUGGUGGUCCACUCAGGAUUCGACAAUCCUACUUUCCCUUGGUGGUUUCGCCUGAUUUGGAAAGUCAUGAAGCCUUUUGUGAGGUUCUUUCCCAUGUACCUGACAACGGAGGAGAGUGGACAGCGAGUGUUGUUUCUUUGCACCGACAAAUAUCCAGCCAAGGGUACCGAGCUAGAUGGCGAAUCUGAUCCAGUAGGCGGACAAGUCGUACACGCGACCGACGGCAGUGAAGGAGGUGGCGCGUACUCUGUCUCUUACACAAACGAGAUCAACGAUACUAAGGAAUUUUACGACCAAUUGAGGGGCAAGUGUUUCCAGGAAUCGGUCUCGAGCCAUACCGAGCAGGUAUUCCAAGCCGUUGAGACGAAGGGGAUUUGGGAGCCGAAGAAGAAACUGUGAGAUGGAAACGUCUGUGUAACGAGUCCUGCCUCUUUGCUCAACAUUCCAAUGAUCGAUGGAGAUUUUAACGGUGAUCACAAGUCAGGUUUCAGAUUAGGGCUCGCGUCGAUGGUUGCCUAACUUUUAGACACGCCUGCCUUACGUGGGUGCCUGACUCGCGUGUGCGUUUCGUCGUCUAGGCGCUACAGCACUAAUAAUAACAACAAC